This is a messenger RNA of Aureococcus anophagefferens, 390 nucleotides long. RefSeq lists its product as hypothetical. Gene Ontology annotation, molecular function: peptidyl-prolyl cis-trans isomerase activity. The transcript has a single exon. The record is from RefSeq and is a predicted model, not a curated record. The annotation marks the transcript as partial. Lineage: Eukaryota; Pelagophyceae; Pelagomonadales; Pelagomonadaceae.
AUGAACGGCGAGGACACGCACAUCGGGGAGGUGGACAACUACGCGGGCGCCGAGGACAUCAACUCCGAUGGGUCCGUGCUCAAGCUCACGCUCAAGAUCGGCGACGAGUACGGCUGCCCGAACCUGCCGAAGACGGGCGACGAGGUCGCCAUCCACUACACGUGCAAGCUCGCGCAGAACCACGAGGUCGUCGUGACGACCAAGGGCAAGCAGCGGAAGAAGAUCCGCAUCGGCGACCCCGGCGUCGUCACGGGCAUGAGCGAGGCGCUGAAGACGAUGCGGACGGACGAGGUGUCGCAGUUCGCCGUGCGGCCGUCCAAGGCCUACGGCGACCGGGGCGCGCCGCCGAAGAUCCCGCCGAACGCGACGCUCAUCUUCGAGAUCGAGCUC